Messenger RNA from Phragmites australis (common reed), 2844 nucleotides. RefSeq names its product MAR-binding filament-like protein 1. The transcript is spliced from 3 exons. NCBI's taxonomy places the organism in Eukaryota, Viridiplantae, Streptophyta, Magnoliopsida, Poales, Poaceae. The record is from RefSeq and is a predicted model, not a curated record. The coding region runs from base 229 to 2505 and encodes 758 amino acids.
UAUGGUUGAAGAUAUCUAAAAUCAACUAGCUCUCACUCCACACAGUACCGAAGCCGUCUCCUCCGGCUCCGGCUCCGCUUCCGCCGCGUCGGCGUCGCCAUUCCCCCCAAACGCAUCGCCAUUUCCGUUGCCACAAAUGCUCACGUGAUUACCACACCACUCCACCGUUCAAAGCAGCGAGCGAGCGAGCGAGGGGGCUAGGGUUUUAGGCCUCGGCGAGCCGACGGCAUGGGCUACCACCACCUCCUCCUCUCCGCGCCGCCGGCGCCGAAGCCGCUGCGCCCUUCCCUCCUCCCCUCCACCUGCUGCCCUCGCCGCGGCGGCGCGGGGCGGGCGCCCACCGCCGUCCUCGCCUCGGUGUCCAACGCCGGCCGCUCGUCGGUAGCGGCGGCGGAGGACGCCACGCGGAGGAGGGCCGUGCUCCUGGUCGGCGUCUCGGUGCUCCCGCUCCUCCGCCUCCGCGACGCCGCGGCGGCGGCGGCGGCCAGGUUGCAGCCCUCGACGGUGGAUCUCGUCACUGAUAGAAUGGAUAUUCCAAAAGCCAAGGGAACUCUACCUGAAGAACCUGAGGAUGAACUACCUCAGCCUGAUGUGGAAGGACCAACUCCAAGGAAUCCACUUGCAGGUCUUCUGAAUGCAAUUGCAGUUAUUGCUUCUGGUGUUUUCGCUGGACUUCUUGGCAUUUCUCAACAGGAAAAGGAGGCCUUGCAAUCGACCAUCUCAUCUAUGGAGAUCAAAUUGGUUGAAAAUGAGGCAGCAAUGUCUAUGCUUAGGGAAAACUAUGAGAAAAGGAUAUUGGAUGAACAAGCAGAACUGAAGAAACAAGCUAGGAAGUUCCAGGAGGAGGAAGCUUCGCUUCUAGAUCAAUUGACUUCAUCUAGAAGGACUGUAACAUCUUUAAGUGAGGAAGUUCAAAGGGAGAAGGAGCUAGUUGAGCAGCUUAAUCUUGAGAUAGAUCAACUUAAGAGUAGUAUUGUACAAGCGGAGGAAGACAAACAUGUGUUUGAAGGCACAUUGAAGGAAAAGAUAGAAAUGCUUGAUAUUUUGCAUGACAAGGUAAAUCUGCUUAGCCAAGAGGUAAAUGACAAGGAGAAAGACAUAAGGGAACUCAGCUCAUCACUUUCUGCGAAGGAAGGAGAUUACCAGAACCUGAAUGUGAUCUACAAUCAAACCAAAGAGAACCUAGAACAGGCAAACUCUCAAAUAAAGCAACUGGAGAAGGAUGUUCUUACAGAUAAAGAUGAUCUAAAAUCAAAGAUAUCAUUAAUUGAUUCAUUGAAUGAGGAAGUUCAAACAUUGUACACUGAAAAGGGCGAAGCAGAAGGAAAAAUAAGUGCACUAAUGAGACAGUAUACAGACCUGAAAACUGCUUCUGAACAGAGGGCAUCUCGCGAUUCUGAACUACUGUUUGAGAAAGAUUGUCAGCUCAAUCAGCUUGAAGAAAAACUUUCUGCUGCAUUAAAUGACUCCAGUAAAGACAGAACUAUAAUUGCAGAGUUGAACAAUGAAUUGGACACCACCAGAACAAUGCUAGAUUAUGAAGCUGUGGCACGAAAAAGUUUAUCAGAAUUAGUUCAGUCCACUGAAGAGACACUAAGAGAUUCCAGAAAUGAGGUGUUCAAACUCUCUGAAGAGCUUAAUGAAGUAAAGAGAUCAAACCAGGACUUGGUAACCCAGAUUUCAAAAUUCACAGAUGAGGCCAGUGAAGUGAAACAGGCUCUGGCCAACAAAAUAACAGAGGCUGAAUCAGUUUCUGCAACUCUUUCAGAUGAACUGGCAUCAGUCAGGGGGAUACUGAAAAAGUCACAAGAACAACUUGAAGUCACCUCUAAUCAAUUAGUGUCUGUUACAGAAGCACAUGGUGACCUCAAUAAAGAAUUGCUAGAUGCAUAUAAGAAACUAGAGUCCACCACAAAUGAGCUAGUUAAAGAACGUAAAAUCAAUGCCACUCUAAAUAGGGAGCUUGAGGCUUUGGUGAAACAAUCAGUGAUAGAGUCUGAAGUAAGAAGAGCUCUUCAAGUAGACUUGGAUGAGGCCACUAAAUCACUAAAUGAGGUAAAUGAGAGUACACUAUCUCUGUCUAAGCAGCUUGAAAGCACUAAUUCUAGGGUUUCUACCAUUAAAGAAGAGAAGGAGAUGCUAUCGAAGGCUCUUGAGGAACAAAAGAAAAGUACAGUUGGAGCUCAGGAAAAUAUGGAGAACACACAGAAUAUAAUAAAAAGGCUUGGGACUGAGAGGGAGAGUUUCGAAGUGAGGUCUAAAAAGCUUGAAGAUGAAUUGGCCACAGCAAAAGGUGAGAUAUUGCGUUUGAGGAGACAGAUUAGUGCCAGUGGGUCUCAGAAUACAAAAGUUCUUCUGGAAACAAGUGCAACACCAAAUGCCAGUCAACCUCUGAAAGAGCAACCUGUUAAUUAUCGUGUUCAAAAUACCAACAGCGCUGAUGUUGGAGCUCCUCGUUCUUCUAAAAGGGUUUAUAGGAGAAGAAAAGGUGGACCAGCGGCAUGAGCAUCAUGUGAAUGCCAAAAGCAAGAACCAUCGUUCUUACAUUCUCUAUUUAGUCGCCUUAUUAUAACAACUUUUGAACUUCCAUCCUUGAAAGGCAGCAUCAAGAAACCUCCCAACAAUAGUACUUGCUCUCCUCAGAUGGUGCUGACUAUUUUGUUGUAGCCCUAAGGAAAGAGAAAAUCUUUCUGUAGUUCCCUAUGAAGAGCUUUGAGAGAGUUGAUAAUGUUUGUUACUCUGUGUACAGAUGUGUUGUUGAGUUCUCAAGAAAUCAAAACGGAGUAUUCCCAGACCUGGAUGGUUCAUUAAUCGAAAUUUGGCUCAUGCUAUCUUUUUAUAUUA